GCGCGGCGGCGGAGCGGCUCAGACCUGGUGGCGGUGGCGCUGAGGCGGGCGCCCAUGGCGGAGGCGGGUGGCGCUGCGGCGGCGCCGGACAUCGACCCCGACUUCGAGCCGCAGAGCCGGCCGCGCUCCUGCACCUGGCCGCUGCCGCGGCCUGAGCUGCCGGCGGCGCCGGCGGAGGCGGGUGGCGCGGCGGGCGCGGCGGAGGAGGGCGCAGGUGGCGCGGCGGCAGGGCCCGGGCGGGCCGAGGCGCGGGCGGGCGGCGCGGCGGCGCGGAAGGGCGGCUCCCGGCGCAACGCCUGGGGCAACCAGUCCUACGCCGAGCUCAUCAGCCAGGCUAUCGAGAGCGCCCCCGAGAAGCGGCUCACGCUGGCGCAGAUCUACGAGUGGAUGGUCCGCUCCGUUCCCUACUUCAAGGACAAGGGCGACAGCAACAGCUCCGCCGGCUGGAAGAACUCUAUUAGACAUAACCUGUCCCUGCACAGCAAGUUUAUUAAAGUCCAUAAUGAAGCCACAGGGAAGAGCUCUUGGUGGAUGCUCAAUCCUGAGGGUGGUAAAAGUGGAAAAGCACCAAGAAGAAGAGCUGCCUCCAUGGACAACAGCAGCAAACUCGCAAAAGUCAGAGGUAAAGCAUCCAAAAAGAAGCCUCCUCUCCAGUCUGCUUCAGAAUCAACUGCUGACAGUCCUGGCUCCCAAUUCCCUAAGUGGCCUGGGAGCCCGUCCUCAAGAAGCAAUGAGGACUCUGACGUGUGGAACACCUUCCGGCCUCGAACCAGUUCCAAUGCAAGCACCAUUAGUGCCAGGCUUUCCCCUAUCCUGACAGAGCAGGAUGACCUCCACGAUGAAGAGCUGCUUCCUUCUCUAGUGUACUCCAGUGCAUCCAGCAAUGUACCACCAACUGUGACUGAGGAGCUUGAGCUCAUCGAUGGGUUAAAUUUGAUGUCUCCCAGCUCAUCUGUGUUAUCUACCCAGCAAUCUGCCUCGAGUGGUCAGAUCCAGAGAGAUUCCAGCUUUUCCUUGCAAGGCCCGAAUGCAGCUGGUCAGACCGCUACUUUUGGCAAUUCCCUGUUUAACCGUGUUGAUAUCUCGCUGCAAAGUUCUGUCAGCCAUUUCUCUGCCCCUCAGACCUUGGAAGCUCUUCUAACACCCAGCUCUCCGCCUCCGAGGGAUGUUAUGAUGACUCAGGUGGAUCCAGUUCUCCCGCAGACUGGUAGCAGGAUGAGCAGCCGAACUCUUCUGCUUCUAGGUGGACAAGCUGCCCAGAGUAAGAUGAGCUCAGGCAAUCCACGAGGAAAGCCUACAGAGCAGCAGGCAGAGCCAGUUGGUGCCAGUGUUCUGCCAUCAACACUUCCCAUGGUAACAUCUCCUCAAAACACUGCCAGCAUCACCAGUUUGAAGGCUCCAGUUUCUGCAACAACUGCCCAGUCGGUCCAGCUGGGCAGUCCACUGCUUCUUUCUUCUGCUAGCCCUGCUCCCUUGGGAUUGAACCAGGACAGGCUGCCCAUUGACCUGGACAUUGACAUGUACAUGGAGAACCUUGAAUGUGAUAUGGAUUACAUAAUCAACAGUGAACUCAUGGAUGGAGAAGGACUGGACUUUAAUUUUGAACCUAUUCUGUCUACUCCCAGCUAUCCCAGCACCUCACAGGCCUCCAACCAUACCUGGGUACCAAGUUAACUUCAGGAGCACUAAAAGUGUCCUUCAGGUUUUGAACAUCGGGUUCUGACUUCAUUUUGCACCCCUGGCAGAGAAAGGAAUGGAGCACGUUGGAUUCGGUUUCCCUGCACACCACGCCUUGGGCAGAAGUGGCUGCCCACCUGGGAAGAAGGGGCAACCUGCAUCUGGCUGCAACAGGAAGAGUUUAAAAAUAAUAAUCCUGUUAUGUGCCAUGGCUCUUCCUACAAACCUGACCCUGCCUUGGACCAUCUGGAGAAACCCUGGGCUGUACAUGUCCAAAGAGGAGCCCUGGUAAAAACCUCAGCCCGAAGACUCUGUGCGAGGCUAUAGCGUUUUCCCAUGUGAAGAGUUGUUGGAGGAAUCUCUCAAUGGCUAUCCUCUCUCUGCUAUGGCAGAAAGUCUCCCAGUGCCUUGGACUGGCAGAGGGCUGGCUCUGCUCUCACUUGGUUUGCCCUCUGGGACUAAGUAGUUGGACGUUUUCAUUAAGCCACCAGAUGCGCACUUGGUAUCCCACAGACUCGCAGAGGAAUUGGAAGGAGCUUGUUGGUGGAAGCCCUGUGGGAAAAGGGUGUGCUAUAUUGGGGUUGGUUUCAGUGGUUUCAGUGUGCCCGUCUCUGGAGCAGCCAUCAUCGUUCUGCAGGGAGGUGUGGUGGUCGUGGUGUAGAAGGCUUCCUCAUGUCUAUCUGAGUGGAACAGGAGGACAUUGAGUUUUUCACUGUGCCAACUGAGCCCCAUUGAAUCAGAAGCAUAUUUCAAGAAGUCCCUAUGCUUUUCUCAGCACUUUCCUGAUACACCAGGCUGCUGUAAAAUAAGCACAGGUGCUAAUAGCUGUUUCUGGGACAUAAAAACAUCCUUUUGGGUUUGUUUCUGAUCUGUCUUGCUACAGCAGAGAAAUGGAAAGCCUGGGUGUGGCCUUAACAGAGCCCUGGUUGCUUUUCAGAAGGGCAUUUUCUAUAGAUGAAAUAUUUUUUUACUAAUCUGGGAACUUUCUACAGUAAAUAUGAAGCCAAUGUUAAGUGUGUCCCCAUGAGGCGUAUUAGGCAUAUCUCCCUCUGAGAAGGUACCAGUGACAGACUUCUUUCAGAGCUGUAUUAGGAACAAAUGCAUUUGAUGUUUGAUAAUGUAUAUGAUUGAGGGGAAAGAAUUGGCAGGUCCUUGUGGUUUCAAACCACCUUGGGGAAGAGUUGUACAUUAUUGUAAUCUAUAUGUAAAAGUAGCUGCAAAUUACAUAGAAGCUUUUCUAAACCUUUUUAAAUAUAUAUUAUAUAUUUUAAUUGAAAAUGAGAUUAUUGGAUUAAAAACCCCCCACAUUUGCUGCAUCUGUCCCCUUGAUACCAGAUAACACUACAGUAUGGGAGGGGACAGGCCUAAGGCAUUUUGGGCCAAGAAGCUGAAAAUGUCAUUGGAAAAGUGGGAAGGGCACCACAGUGUAACUGGGGAAUGGCUGCUCUCCCCAGAACAGGUGGAAGGUGCCUGUGUGGCAUGGCAUUCAGCCACAGCUACUCAGUCUCUUUCCUCAACUGGGCGCUCCGGCCAAGCCAAGAGCAUGAUGUUAGGGAAUGCUAAUCAUUAACAGCACGCUCAUUCUCAGCUAAUCCCUUAAGUAGCUGGACUACAGCUGAUACAUAGGACAGAUUCCCUAGUCUGCUAAGAAGAUGGUGUGGACUGGAUCAUGCUAGAUCUGCUGACACUCUAGGUAGCCCUUAUGGAGGACACAUGAUCAGUUGUAUUUGGUAGCUCGCUUUUUGGUUUCCAGAGGUUUUUGUUUUCUUGCUGAAGUUUCUGCUACUGCUGGGGAACUUGAACCCUGUAGGCACACACUUGGGGAUGUGCCUAGGAUCCUGCCCUGUCUCUUUGUUCUUGCAGGACAGAAGCUAGGAGUCAAGAGGUUAGUUCAGAGCAUUAGCUGGCAUGUUCCUGUCACCUUUUUGGUGUUUGCAGUGGCAGGAUAUGUGGGAGGCAUGGUGCUUUCAUGGUGUUCUGGUAGGCUUGGUCCGGCAGAAAGCCUCUCCAAUCCUUUCUGAAGGUGGCACUGGCUUCUGUUCAGAAGGUUUGUAUCAUGCAGUGCGAUGAGCCAUACUGUUUUACCACCUUGUCUCCUCUGUUUUCAUGGGUUUCAUUUCAUUUUCAUUUGAGUGGAGAUUGGAACAGGAGUGGUUUGUCUGGUUACCUGUAACAAGGAGUCUUCAACAGUCUUAUCUUUAGCAUGCUCUGCCAUCAGAGCCUUUCAAUAGUUUGAUAACCUUUGCUUCAUGGCAGACCUCAUGGUGAUAUGUUUCAAAUUUACCUACGAUCCGCAUGUCUGGCCACACCUUGUUGUAACAAACAAACAAAAAGGCAGAUCCUAAGCUGAGAUCCCAGAUCUUGCAGACUUGAGUCAUGGAUGUACAUUCUCAUUGCAGUUAGUUCAUUACACAAAUGGAUAGAUACUCUUUCCACGAACACCUGAAGGCAUGUGCCGCACAUAAGAAUCGGCUGUUCUAGGCUGCAGCUAAUAGAUCUGGCAGGAUUUGUGUUAUUUGGCACGUAAUAUGUCACUUUGUCAACUUGGGACCUGAGGGGAAAUGAAUCCCAUGAUCUCCAGAGCAAGUUGACUGGCUGCCCAUGCUUCACAGCCAUGUAUCAAAGGACAAGACACUGGUAUGUGUAGUCAUGUUACAUGUGAAUCUAUAGCUCAUUUCUCAUGAAAAUGGAGCCCAAAGCAAUAGGAUGGACAAUAUUAGUAAACAGUGCUUCAGACUUGCAAAUCCAUGGUGAGCCGUUUCUGGCUGGGUUGGUCUGUGGGGAAGAAGUGCUGUCUUCAGGCUGUUCCAAGGUGUCCCCUAGGUGUGACAGCACUGGGGACCUGGCGUGAUCUCUAGCUGCAGAGAACCUGGCCCUGAGCACUUAGGUAGCGCCCUGGGGGGAUCUGACAUUAUCUCAGCUAGUACAUGUCCUCAACAUGUUCCAGCUGAAGGAGCUGCAGCCCAGGUACACCAAGGCCUGUUGGUGCCCUACAGUGUGAGUUCAUAAGAGACCCUGUCCUUUUAUUAAGGAACAGAGCACCUAUCUAUUUCUGGGUUUUUUUCCAUACUCCCAGGUCAGACUCCUGGGGAAUCGCCUGUCCUGGGGACAGCACUGGAGACAGAAGCACGUCUGGCGGGAGUCCUGCCGUACCAGUGUGCUGACAGUGAUGUCUGUCUUGCGGCGGUCCGUGCAGGUGCUCUCUGUCUCCUCAGCACAAUGGGAGCUGGCAGUGGUUGACGAAGCCUGAGAGCAUGCUAGGGCUGAGGAUGGCAUUCAGAAGACUAACGGUGCUCUGGGAGUGCUCAAUAAACCAUGAAUGUAAUGUUGCAGGCUCAGGCAGGCAACUUAGCUUCUGGUUUGUAUGUGUAGCAGGAUAGCUUGGAUCAUGGGCACAGAGGGCAGGGAUGCAGAGAAUUCAGGAGUUCUCCAGCCCCUUCUCAAAUAACUUCCUUUUCAUAAACCUUGAGCUUUUCUAGCCUGGGAUAUUUCCUCAUAGGACACAGGAGACUUUAAAGUUCCUAAACUGCUGCUUGCUGAAAGGCUGUACCUGGCAGAGGGUUGCUCAAUACUUGUCCAGUUUUUUGUGUUCUUGCCCAAAGUGUUUGCUACUGACUGCUGCUGGAUUCAGGAUAGUGUCUUGGUGGGUCUUUGUUCUGCGUUAGUACUGCAGGCCCUGCACUUGUGGGCUAGUUUUUGCUCUAAUGAAGGAUUGGGCUGGGAUUUCGAGAGCAGCUGUGAGCUGGGUGGGGAGGGGCCCGUGACAUGGGGAGUGAUGCUCCUCCGUA
This is a messenger RNA of Gymnogyps californianus (California condor), 5465 nucleotides long. It is a transcript of the gene FOXO4, whose product is annotated as forkhead box O4. Gene Ontology annotation, biological process: regulation of transcription by RNA polymerase II. The record is from RefSeq and is a predicted model, not a curated record. Gene Ontology annotation, molecular function: RNA polymerase II cis-regulatory region sequence-specific DNA binding; DNA-binding transcription factor activity, RNA polymerase II-specific. Lineage: Eukaryota; Metazoa; Chordata; Aves; Accipitriformes; Cathartidae. Gene Ontology annotation, cellular component: nucleus.